UUCACCAUGGCCAGUUCUUCCUGGUUGGAUGAAUCACAGCUGAGAAACCUCAAGGCCCAGUAUGAGGCCCAGAAUGCCCCAGGCGCUGCCUCCCAGAUCCAGGCACUGGUGGACUGCGUUAACACCCUCAAGAUAAAGGUGGGCGUCUUGGGGGGGCGCGGGGCAGGGGUGAGCACCCUGAUUCAGGCUCUGCUGGAUAAACCUCGCCAGGUGAAGGACCCCUGGGCCUACUUCCGGGAGACUCCGGAGCCCACCAAACAGCUAACGGCGCACAUUCAUCCCACCUACCCCAACCUCGUCCUGUGCGACCUCCCCGGCUUCGAAGCAUCCGAGAAACCGGCCGCAUAUCUCAAGCGCUUGGGCGACCUGAACCAGUACGGCUGCUUCGUGGUGGUGGUGAGUGGAAGCCUGGGAGACACCCAUCUGCAGGUCAUGAAGGCCUUCAAGCAGAAGGGAAAGACCUUCUUCCUGGCGCGCACCAAAGUGGAUCUGGAUCUACAUACUGCCGAAAGGCGGCUCCGCUUCAGAUACAACCCCGACGAGCAGCUGAGGCUGAUCCAGAAGGAGCUGAAGGAGACGUUGGCCAAGAACUGGCUGGACACCAAGAGGAUCUUCCUGGUGUCAGGGCUGGAGUUGGAGAAAUACGAGUUCAGGCACUUCGAGGACAGCUUGGAAGGAGAGGUGCUCAACUUGAAGAGAAGCCACGAUGGGGACCUGGAAGACUUGAAAGUUGUGAGCCCGAAGAAGAUGGAAGAGCUGUAUAACAUCUGCCAGAGCGGCAGCUUGGCGGAAGUCCCAGCCGUGAUCUGCAACGCCCUGGGAAAGCCUUCGCAGAUCCGUCUGGAUGUCGCUGUGAUAGGGGAAGCAGGCUGCGGGAAGUCCUCGCUGGUCAACGCCCUGAGAGGCGUGGCCGCUGGAGAGUCAGGUGCAGCCCCCACCGGGGUGACCGGAACCACAAAGAAAGCCACCGUCUACCCACUUCCGUCGGUCCCCUACCUGUACCUCUGGGACCUGCCGGGAGUUGGGGUGACUGAGGAGGAUGUGAGCCACCUGGACCUCAGCCGCUACGACUUCUUCCUCCUGGUGGCCUCCGAGCGCUACAAGCAUGCCCACAGUUGCUUGGCCAGAGCCAUCGCCACAGCCGGGAAGGAGGCUUUCUUCGUAAGGAGCAAGAUAGACGUGGACACGGAGACCCGGCCCGGGAGCCCACCUGUCCCUAAAGAAGAGCUGCAGGAACAGGUCCGGAAGAGCUGCAAGGAGGCCCUGAAGAAGGACGGCAUCGUCUCCCCACAGGUCUUCCUGGUCUCCAGCCUCACGCCCGAAGGCUACGAUCUGCCCCUCCUCCAGGAAGCCCUGCGCCGUGACGCUCCAGACCUAAAGAGGAAGGCUCUGAGCAGGGCCAUCCCGACCGUCCUGUCCCGACUGGUCAGGCGGAAGUCCAAGGUCCUGAUGAAGGACGUGUGGGUCAAGGCCCUGCAGAUCUGCCUCUGCUGCUUGGAGAAGCCCAACCUGGACGUGGCCGAGAACCUCGUGACCAACAUCGCCAGCUUCUGCAUCGACCUCGGCCUGAAUGAGGAGUCCCUGGAGGUCACCGCGAAGGUCGCCGGCAAGACGCUCCGGCGGCUCCAGGAGCAGGUCCGGAGCCCCUUCGCCAAGCCGCUGGACUCCACCUACGUGCUGGGCCUCAUCACCAAGCCGGUCUCGCUGUCCAGCUGGGCGUGGAGCUACGUGCCGUACCUGGGCCGGGGGACUAACCUGGAACCCGAGAUCUCCUUUGAGUCCACUUACGGGAUGCUGAAGCAAGUCGUGGUGGAGUUGUCGGAGGACGCAGAGCGGGUGCUUUACACGGCGCUUGUGGAAGAAUAGAGUUAUGCUGGGAUUUUUUUU
Messenger RNA from Heteronotia binoei (common prickly gecko), 1887 nucleotides. Its product is annotated as interferon-inducible GTPase 5-like. Gene Ontology annotation, molecular function: GTP binding. The record is from RefSeq and is a predicted model, not a curated record. Lineage: Eukaryota; Metazoa; Chordata; Lepidosauria; Squamata; Gekkonidae. Gene Ontology annotation, cellular component: membrane. The coding region runs from base 7 to 1866 and encodes 619 amino acids. The transcript is spliced from 2 exons.